GGAAUUUUGAUGUCUGCACAGCGACUGUCUCUGUGGUCAUGUUUACACUGCGCCCUGAGCUUUGGGGUCUUCAUCCUGGCUAUUCUGCCAGAGCGGACCACAGGUUAGUAUUCCUCUCCCUCAAACUCCCAGAACCAUGAACAAAACCACAAUUUGUGCUGCUCUCAACCCACACUCUCACACACACAAAAUUUCACCAUGCCACAAACACUGAUAGGAUUACUGCCAGAGUUUGUGUGGUAUUGUGUUGUGUCAUGCAGAUAUCUGGUUGUAUUGUCAACAAGAUUCAUUUUCAAGAUUUAUUUGCUUCAUUGGAGUUUCACAGUUACUACUUCAUGUGGAGUGAAUCAGAAAAAAAAAAAUUUGAGAUGUAGUUCUCUUUUUAGGUUCUGUGUAUGUAAAUCUUUUUGUUGUGUGUUUUCAGAGCCUCAGUUCUUCAUUUUACAUUCACAGAGCGGUUUUCCUGUUGCAUCUAACAGGUUCCUCCUUAUUACUGUAACAGUCAUUGAUUCCCUGCUUCCAGUUCCCCAGUGGUAGCUGGGAAGUUCACCAAUUGUGAACUCAAGACAAAAAAUAAAUGAGACUAGUAGAAAUUUCAGCACCAGCCUGUGUUGUUGCACUUCACACUUUCUGUGAAACACUGAGUUUUCUUAACUCUGAGGCUUUGUUUACAUCUCCAGGCAAGAACUGUUCUCACCCUGUUGUCCCAGAGCACGGAGGCUUUCGAUGCGAACCCAGCCCCUGUAGGGGCUUCCCCCAAAAGAGCUACAUCUACUACUUCUGUGAGCCAGGCUAUGUCCUGCCAGGCCGUGUGCACCGCUCUGUCUGUCGCCAUGGGCGAUGGACUCCCAGUGUGCCCACAUGUGUCCUCAGCCCAGAUGGGCAUCCAAAAUACGAGGACAAGGUGGCUAAUUCUCUGCCAAGUGUGGCUACAACUGCGGUUGGAGUCUCCAUCUUCCUCCUUACCACUACUGUCUGCAUGGUGGUCAAGUCCCGCCUCUACCCCUGUCAAUCACAUAACCGGCGGUCCUCUGAUCAGCUGGACUUGGUGGUGGACGGUUUGCCAGUAGCUUUGCCGACCUAUGAGGAGGCAGUCUAUGGCAGCUGGGGCCAGCGUCUCCCGCCUAAUCACGGACCUACUCAGCUCCUAUUGGCCCAGGAGGCGUCAGAGCACAGCCCGUUGUCUUCUCAGAUCCAUUCAGAUUCCAACAACUGCACAGACGGGUUGAAUCAGAGCCCAGAGGGGGCUCUGCCUCCUCCUUAUGAGGAGGUCCAAUCACGUUCCAGAGAUGGACGGCUCGACGACGGUGCUAGGUCCUUACAGAUUGCACUUUCAGGUGACAAGGACACGUGACCAGUGGACACUUGCCUUUUGAUUUUGUUUUUUACCUAAAAAAAAAAAAAAUCCCCCCAAGCCUCCAUUUGAGGAUUAAUGAGGAACGGCAUGGGUUCAUUACCAGGUUGAAGUUUUUAAAUGAUCGCUGUUGGUGUUUUUCAUAUGAGAUUUGUGUAUUGACACCGUUGUCUUGUAUGUAGUAGGAACCGUAACUUCAGGCUGAAACCAUAAUCAGUUUUCUCAGUGAUAUGUCACAGUAUGACUGGGUGAUUGAUUGAUUGAUUGAUUGGUUGAUUGUCUGGUUGAUUUUAUGACAUGUUUUCAGCUUUGAGCUGGAGAUGUGACUUAUCAUUUCCCUCAGUGAUGGGACAGGGACCGUUUGUGGUCAAAGGCACUUUUACUGAGAAAAAAGAAAUGCGUUAAAAAAUGCACCAGCAGGAAGUUGGCACAUCCCUCCUUGUGUUAGAGUGUUAAAUGUGUUUUCAUUGUAUAUGAAACAGGCUUCAGAGGUACAACACAUAUGGGGACACUAGAAGGUGCUGGUCUGGCAGGAGCAGACUGUGUGUGUGUCAAUACAGGGCACACACACCAUCCUGUCCACUGGCUCCGUUCUCACGGAGAAUAGUGAGAAUACAGCUGAAGAUCAGCUGUUAAACUCUUCGUUUAAGGAAACAAAUCAAAAACAACAACAAAAAAGAAAAUCUUACAAACAAACUUUUCUCCAAAUUCAGUUCUGCACUUUGAGUCUUAAAAUUCCCUAUGUAACUUUCUUUAUUUUUUUUAAUGCAUGCUGCACAUUUAAAAAGUUGAAUGUUCUGUUUUUGCCAGUAGAAUAUUACUAAGGUGAAAAACCUUCACUGUACAUUGUUUCUCCACUUUCUCUUUAAUGAUUGAUUGACAGGCCAAGGGGAACCAAGGGGAACUGACUUCAUGCAUACUUUCUGUAAAGACAUUGAAUGUGCUUAAUCUUUUUUUCCCUUGUUAGUUGAAGAGAAGUAUCCUAUUUAAUUAUUAAAUGUAACAUUUACCUUGAAAUUUGCAUAUAUAAUGUUGCACUGAAUAUGAAAGUAUUCUUAUCAAAACUGUUAAAAAAAACCUCUUUGAGUAUAUGUUUUUAAUAUACAUUAAAAGAGUUCAUGACAAAA
This is a messenger RNA of Chanos chanos (milkfish), 2481 nucleotides long. RefSeq names its product sushi domain-containing protein 6. The coding region runs from base 578 to 1354 and encodes 258 amino acids. Gene Ontology annotation, biological process: DNA damage response. The transcript has 3 exons. The record is from RefSeq and is a predicted model, not a curated record. Lineage: Eukaryota; Metazoa; Chordata; Actinopteri; Gonorynchiformes; Chanidae.